Molecule: messenger RNA, 2185 nt
Organism: Octopus bimaculoides (California two-spot octopus)
Lineage: Eukaryota; Metazoa; Mollusca; Cephalopoda; Octopoda; Octopodidae
Product: excitatory amino acid transporter 1
Biological process (GO): L-glutamate transmembrane transport
Cellular component (GO): plasma membrane
Molecular function (GO): neutral L-amino acid transmembrane transporter activity; L-glutamate transmembrane transporter activity; glutamate:sodium symporter activity
Source: RefSeq, a predicted model, not a curated record
UAUAAUAUACAAAUGCAUAUAUAAUACUUAACCAUAGACACACAACACUUUAUAAUAUAUAUUAAAUACACAUACUUACACACAUAUAUACAAAUAUCCAUUCCCACAUUCGUGUAUAUAUACAUAUAUUUAUUUGACAAAAGUACGUCAGUCUGUAUUCACAUCUGGAGUAAUCCUAUUGCCGUGAUUUCACUUUGAAAGAUUCUUCAAUUUUCCCGCCAUGGAGAACGAAUCAAGCAAUUCAGGAAAGGUGAACACUCACGUUUUCGUUAGCAGUCCCGACGAAGACACGAGUCGUGCUGGACACCUGAAAAAAUUCGGCAAACAAUUCGGGAAACGAUGCUUGUCAGCGGGCAAAGAAAACCUUCUGCUGAUCUUGUUGUUAGGGUCCGUGAUUUUCGGAUGCGCCGUCGGCUUUCUCGUUCGCGCCGUACGGCCGUCAAUGAUGACAAACAAACGUGAAGUGAUGUACCUGAUGUUCCCCGGUGAAAUGCUCAUGAGGAUGUUGCGUAUGUUAAUUUUACCCCUCAUCAUGUCCAGUCUCAUCUCAGGAAUUGCUGGUCUCGAUGCGAAAACCUGUGGUAAAAUGGGCUUAAGGACUAUCGGCUAUUUCGCGUCCACCACAAUCAUCUCUGUGGUGACUGGAAUUAUCAUGUGCGUAACAAUUCAGCCUGGAAGUGGCAAGAGCUCCGAAAAACUGAAACGAUAUGGUUCAACCAAGAGAGUUAACUCCGUUGAUACCUUCCUGGAUUUAAUCAGAAAUAUGUUUCCAGAUAACAUCAUAACAUCCUGCUUCGACUCAUUCCGUACAGAAGAGGUCCUGGAGGAACCAGAUGUGGUGGCCGAGAAUGCCACAGACAUCUUCACAUCCACCAUCUCCUCUCUGGCCCUCAGCACACAGAACCUAACAUUCAUGAACGACACAGUGAAACAGGUGUACGUACCCAAGGCUGGCUCCACCGGACAAACCAACGUUCUGGGUGUUGUUGUAUUCUCUGUAUUGAUGGGUGUCACCCUGGGCAGAAUGGCCAUCCGAGGUAAACCCUUACUGGAUGUCUGUAAUUGCAUCAAUGAAGCCACCAUGAAAUUAUUUAAAAUCUUCAUCUGGUAUUCCCCACUUGGUAUCACAUUCUUGAUUGCUGCCAAAAUUGUGGAGAUGAGAGAUUUUGGGGUUCUUCUGGGAAAGGUUGGUCUUUACUUCAUUACAGUUCUGUGUGGUCUUGCAGUACAUGGAGCUUGUAUUCUUCCGGCCCUCUAUUUCCUUUGUGUUCGGAAGAACCCUUACAAAUUCAUUGCUGGCAUCUUUCAAGCUAUGGCUACAGCUUUUGGAACCUCAUCCAGUUCUGCCACUUUACCAGUAACCCUGCAUUGUUUGGAACAUAACUGUGGUGUUGACCCCAGAGUAAGCAGUUUUGUCAUCCCCGUUGGAGCCACAAUCAACAUGGACGGUACCGCACUUUAUGAAGCUGUUGCCGCUCUUUUCAUUGCACAGGUCAACAAUUUGUCUAUGGACUUCGGACAGAUUGUAACUAUCAGCAUUACAGCCACUGCUGCCUCUAUUGGAGCCGCCGGAGUCCCACAAGCUGGUCUCGUGACCAUGGUUAUUGUGCUAUCAGCCGUUGGCUUGCCGACCGAUGAUAUCACCCUCAUUCUUGUUGUUGAUUGGUUCUUAGAUCGAUUCCGUACCAUGAUCAAUGUCGAAGGUGACAGUUUGGGCGCAGGAAUUGUCUACCAUUUGUCCAAACAGGAGUUGGCGGCAGUGGAGAAAGAAGGUGAAGAAGGAGUACUGACCCCUUUCACUGGGAUAGACGACAAGAAACCAAAUGGCACGGACAGUGCAGCUAUCACAGCAGUGUAGAGACAUUCCUAUCAUAUAUGCAUAAAUAUAUACACAUACAUAUACACAUACGUUCAUACACAUACGCAUAUAGACACACACACACACACGCAGACACAGACAUUGCCAUACGCACAUUAGUAUACCAAUACGCAUACACACACACACACACACACACACACACACACACACACACACAUAUAUAUAUAUAUGGACAUACACAAAUGAUUGCAUCAACGCUCGUACAAGCAUAGACAUUCAGUGGCAAACACGCGGACGCACGCACACACACACACGCACGCACGCACGCACAAAGUCAUACAUUAUCACUAUGCUGAAAAGUACUUU